Cherax quadricarinatus is the source of this 2283-nucleotide messenger RNA. Lineage: Eukaryota; Metazoa; Arthropoda; Malacostraca; Decapoda; Parastacidae. The record is from RefSeq and is a predicted model, not a curated record.
AUGUUGACUGACAGCACCAGAGGCUCGGCGCUCCACUUGCUACCUACUGUGACUAUUAUUAUAUUGAUAUACAAAGCUCUAAAUCUGUGUAGGUCAUUCAGCACAAAGAGUGGUGAAGGCUUAGUCCUCCGUCUGACAGAGGAUGAUGGCCGUAAGUCAAGGUCGGGUUUAUCCUCCAGUUCCCUGGCUCAACAGGAGCAGCUGGAGCGACCACACAAUCUUCCUGGUGGCCAAGGCAUCAGCGACGGGCAGGGAGGAAGAAAUCUCAGCUCAUAUUCCUUGGAACUCGGCUUCCGUGCACCGUCAGCGCCGCAACACACCAAAUCUGCGUUGGGGGUAGAUUUGGCCGAGCAAAAUUCCCCACGUUCCAUUCCAUUAUCCUACAGUAGCUUUUCAUUCCUGCAGUUCAGCGGCCUCCCAGGUGGCGCUUCAGAUGCAUCAGCUGGUCCCGGAUCAACACACCAGCCUCGCCCAGUUACUCACUCGCUUACCAGGACACUGACGCCCCCGCGGAGACAAAGUGUUCAAAAACCUAGUAAAGAUUAUUUUCACCCUGAGAGUCAUCGUUUGUCUCAGUACGAAGACAACCACAGCUUCCCCCAGCACGGGGACAGUCAUCGCUUCCCCCAGCACGGGGACAGCCAUCGCUUCCCCCAGCACGGGGACAGUCAUCGCUUCCCCCAGCACGGGGACAGCCAUCGCUUCCCCCAGCACGGGGACAGUCAUCGCUUCCCACAGCACGGGGACAGUCAUCGCUUCCCCCAGCACGAGGACAGUCAUCGCUUCCCCCAGUACGAGGACAGUCAUCAUUUCCCUGGCGAUAACAACAGAGUUCGCUUCCCUGAGCAUGAAUUCAGUCACGGUUCUUCCCAGUAUGAAGACAACAGACAUACUCCUGGAUAUGAAGACAGCAGACAUUCACCUGGUUAUGAUGACAGCAGAUAUUCGCCUGGAUAUGGAGACAGCAGACAUUCUCCUGGAUAUGAAGACAGCAGAAAUACUCCUGGAUAUAAAGACAGCAGACACUCUCCUGGAUAUGGAGACAGCAGACACUCGCCUGGAUAUGAAGACAGCAGACACUCGCCUGGAUAUGAAGACAGCAGACACUCGCCUGGUUAUGAAGACAGCAGACACUCGCCUGGAUAUGAAGACAGCAGAAAUACUCCUGGAUAUGAUGACAGCAGAAAUACUCCUGGAUAUAGAGACAGACACUCGCCCAUGAAUAAAGAAGAUUACUACUCUCUGACAUAUCAAAGUGGUCGUCACUACCCUCCGUAUAAAGAGGGUCGUUACUCUCCCCAGUAUGACACUGGUCAUUACUCUCCCCAGAACAAAGACAACAGCUACUUCCCCCAGUACGAGGCAGGUCACCUGGACCCACUUCGGACGGAUCGGCAUUCUGCCCCCCGCCCAACGCCCCACGACCCGGAAUCUUCCAGCUACGACCGAGACCAUAACAACCCCUGCAAGGUCGUCGAUAAGAAGGGCAUGACUUGUAAAGUGUGUCAGGACAACGAAGGUGGCUUCUCGGAGCACUGUUCCCACAGCAGCAGCCGGGGUUAUGACUCCUACUACAACAACAGCCGAGGACACAGUGGCCAACACCCCAGCUACAACAACAGCCGGGGUCAUGACUCCUACUACAACAACAGCCGUAGACACAGCCACCAACAUCCCAGCUCCAACGACAGACCAGUGGUGCACAUAACCAGGCGUGCGACCCUCACACCACUUCCCUCUAUAUCACCAGGUAGGCCGAUGGAUCAGUUCAUGUAUGUCCCCAUGUAAGCUGUAAGGUUAAUUCUUCUAUGUCCCCAAGUAGUUUGAAAGAUUAAUCCUUCUGUUUCCCAGGUAGUCUUUAUGAACACCGUAAGUUUAAGUGGAUGGAGUACGACAACUUUACAUACUCCGAUGAGAAGGGCAAGUGCAGAACAAAAUGAAAUAAAAAACUAGAAUAACAAAAACUUGAGGAUUGUGACGUGUGCGUAAGCUAGAGGUAAAAGCAAUCGACACUCACAAAUUGAAAGAGAAAUGGACUGAAUCGCUGCCGACAUCUGCAUGAGAGUAGGGAAAUAUCCUCUAUAACUGAACGAGAGGCACUGUAGAGUGAGACAGGAUUGCAACACUGGCGUCCUUUCACGGAUAGCUACCGCCCUGCAGCAAAAGGAGAGGCAGUAUAGUGAGGCACCAGCGGGAAGCACUAGCGUCCCUCUCCUCCCAGCUCGUGAAAUUGGUAUACAAGUCGACUCUAAAUCCCUCAUAACACGUGUGUGCCCAGCUGAU